Messenger RNA from Tarenaya hassleriana, 1559 nucleotides. RefSeq lists its product as uncharacterized. The transcript has 7 exons. NCBI's taxonomy places the organism in Eukaryota, Viridiplantae, Streptophyta, Magnoliopsida, Brassicales, Cleomaceae. The record is from RefSeq and is a predicted model, not a curated record. The coding region runs from base 122 to 1402 and encodes 426 amino acids.
GGCGAGACAGUUAGUGCCAAGAAUUAAGAGGGAUCCACAAAAGCUUCCCCUCGUCCCAAAUUUCAAAUUCCCCACUGCUAAAUCUCCUAAAAAGAUUCAAUUUUUUUUUUAUAAUCCAAUCAUGGGUUGUCAUCGCUCCUUCGUGAGUAGUCUGACAAUGGCGAGCUUAGCGGUGGCUCUUGUCCUAACGGCGGCGAUAAUCACAGCUUCCGCCGCCGGAGGCGACUCUCCCGAUCUCCAUGAGGUUAAGGUUCGUCGCCACUUGAAGAUGCCGAACAAGCCCAAGACCGCUCUCGAAUCCAUUAAGAGCCCAGAUGGAGAUAUCAUAGAUUGCAUCCCUAUAAAUCAACAACCGGCUUUUGAACAUCCUCUGCUCAAGACCCACACCAUUCAGAUGAAGCCGAGUUUCCACCCAGAAGAAGUUUUUGCAGAGAGCAAGGUCUCGUCGAAUACCACAAAACAGUCCAAGGAUGUUCUAUCUCAGCUUUGGCAUAUGAACGGAAAAUGCCGGGAAAACACCGUUCCAAUAAGAAGAACAAGAAGAGAAGAUCUCACUCGGGCGAAUUCGAUUGAGAAUUACGGGAAAAAGAACAAAAAAAGCAUCCCUCAACCCAAGUCCUAUGAUCCUGCAAGUGUCCUCACACAUAAUAACCAUCAGCAUGCCAUAGUCUACGUGGAGAAGGGGAAAUUUUACGGCGCCAAAGCCAAGAUGAAUGUCUGGAAGCCCGUUGUCCAAAUGCAUAACGAGUUCAGCUUGGGACAGAUUUGGGUAUUGGGUGGUAGUUUCGACGCUGAUCUCAACAGCAUCGAAGCUGGUUGGCAGGUCAGCCCGCAGUUGUACGGCGACAGUAACACGAGGCUCUUCACUUAUUGGACUAGCGAUGCAUACCAAAGAACAGGAUGCUACAAUCUUCUAUGCUCGGGUUUUGUUCAGACCAACAAAGAUAUCGCCUUGGGCGGAUCUAUCUCUCCCAUUUCGAGCUACGACGGCUCCCAAUACGAUAUCACCAUACUUAUCUGGAAGGACCCGAAAGAAGGGAACUGGUGGCUGAAAAUGGGCAAGAAAUACGUCAUAGGGUACUGGCCGGCCUCGCUGUUCACUCACCUAUCGGACAGUGCGUCGAUGAUACAAUGGGGAGGCGAGGUCGUGAAUUCGCGGGAAGACGGGCGACACACGACGACUCAGAUGGGGAGUGGGCACUUUGCCGAGGAAGGUUGGAAAAAGGCAAGCUACUUCAGUCAUGUCCAGACAGUUGAUGGAUCCAACACUCUUAGAGAUCCAGUUGGACUUCAAGUCUUCGCUGAUCAAGAAAGAUGUUACAAUGUCAAGAGUGGAAGUGGCGGUCCUUGGAGAAGUUACUUCUUCUACGGUGGUCCUGGUCGAAACCCUAAUUGCCCUUGAAUGCGUGUAUGUAUGCAUGCAUGCAUGCAUGUCUCGUGUACACACACACACAUACAUAUAUAUACACACCACAGUUUAAAUUUAUAUCGAUUCGGAGUGUGUAGUUUAUAUACAAGAUAAUAAAAUCUUCGGAAUUUAUGUUUGUGUUUUUUUUUUA